This is a messenger RNA of Zingiber officinale, 570 nucleotides long. Its product is annotated as transcription repressor OFP4-like. NCBI's taxonomy places the organism in Eukaryota, Viridiplantae, Streptophyta, Magnoliopsida, Zingiberales, Zingiberaceae. The record is from RefSeq and is a predicted model, not a curated record. Bases 1 to 570 code for a protein of 189 amino acids. Gene Ontology annotation, biological process: negative regulation of DNA-templated transcription. The transcript has a single exon.
AUGGGCAGCCGUAGAUUCACUCUCUCUGAUUGGCUCAACAAGCUCAAACACAUCGCCCACGGCGCGAGAAAGAAGACGGCCUCAUCGCCGGCGGCCACCGAGCAGUCGCCUUCACCGGGCCGCAAGCUCGCCGCCGAGGAGCCGCCUAGGAAGGCCGAGAGGGCGGUCGUCGCCUCCCCCGUCGACGUCGGGUGCGGCAGAAGGGUUCGAAGGAGGUGCAAGCCCGCUCCGGUGCGGCUGAGAAAGAAGGCGGCGCGGUGGCAGGGGAAGGGGGUGCUGGCGGGGAGCUCGGCGGUGGUGAAGGCUUCUGCGGACCCGCAGAGGGACUUCCGGGAGUCCAUGGUCGAGAUGAUCGUUGAGAACGGCAUAACCGGCUCCGGUGACUUGGCUGAGCUCCUCGCCGUCUACCUGUCGCUCAACUCCGGCGAGUUCCACGGUCUCAUCGUCAGGGUGUUCAAGCAAAUUCUGUUCGAUCUCAAUUUUUUUUGUUUCCCAGAAACAAAAAUUAGAAAUUUGAAUUUCAGUUUACCCCGCAACACUUUAACUACCUUUACGAAAUGCCCCUCGUAA